Messenger RNA from Prionailurus viverrinus (fishing cat), 3137 nucleotides. It is a transcript of the gene NEK4, whose product is annotated as NIMA related kinase 4. Bases 202 to 2565 code for a protein of 787 amino acids. Lineage: Eukaryota; Metazoa; Chordata; Mammalia; Carnivora; Felidae. Gene Ontology annotation, biological process: protein phosphorylation. The record is from RefSeq and is a predicted model, not a curated record. Gene Ontology annotation, molecular function: ATP binding; protein kinase activity. The transcript has 15 exons.
GCGUGCGCGGUGCUGCGUUGGCUGGGAUCGCUAUGGCAGCGGCGUCGCUGUGGGCCCGGCUUCCGUACUCGCAUCGGGGCCCGGCCGUCUCCGCAGCCUCCAGUACCGCGGCUUCUCGGGCAUGAGCGGGGUCUCCCGCCGCGGCCCGCUACCCUGGCCGCCGCUGCCGCCGCAUCCCAGCUUUGGGCCGGCGCCGGGAACAUGCCCCUGGCCGCCUACUGCUACCUGCGGGUCGUGGGCAGGGGCAGCUACGGGGAGGUGACGCUCGUGAGGCACCGGCGGGACGGCAGGCAGUAUGUCAUCAAAAAGCUGAACCUCCGAAACGCCUCUAGCCGAGAGCGGCGCGCUGCUGAACAGGAAGCUCAGCUCCUGUCUCAGUUGAAGCACCCUAACAUUGUCACCUACAAGGAGUCAUGGGAGGGAGGGGACGGUCUGCUGUACAUCGUCAUGGGCUUCUGCGAAGGAGGUGAUCUGUACCGAAAGCUCAAAGAACAGAAGGGGCGGCUUCUGCCUGAGAGUCAGGUGGUGGAGUGGUUUGUUCAGAUCGCCAUGGCUCUGCAGUAUUUACAUGAAAAACACAUCCUUCACCGAGAUCUGAAAACUCAAAAUGUCUUCCUGACAAGAACAAACAUCAUCAAAGUGGGUGAUUUGGGAAUUGCCCGGGUGUUAGAGAACCACUGUGACAUGGCCAGCACUCUUAUCGGCACACCUUAUUACAUGAGCCCUGAACUGUUUUCGAACAAACCCUACAACUAUAAGUCUGAUGUUUGGGCUCUGGGAUGCUGUGUUUAUGAAAUGGCCACCCUGAAGCAUGCUUUCAAUGCAAAAGACAUGAAUUCUUUAGUUUAUCGGAUUAUUGAAGGAAAGCUGCCGCCGAUGCCGAAAGACUAUAGUCCAGAACUAGCAGAACUAAUAAGAACAAUGCUGAGCAAAAGGCCUGAAGAAAGACCCUCUGUGAGGAGCAUCCUGAGGCAGCCUUACAUAAAGCGCCAAAUCUCUUUGUUUUUGGAGGCCACAAAGGCAAAGACCUCCAAAAAUAAUAUUAAAAAUGGUGACUCUAAAUCGAAACCUGUUGCUGCAGUGGUUUCUGGAAAGGCUGAAUCAAAUCAUAAAGUCUUUCCCCUCCAGCCUCACUCUUCUGAGGGCUCCAAGACAUAUGUAAUGGGUGAAGACAAAUAUUUGUCCCAGGAGAAACCCAUGGUCACUGGCCCCUUGAAGUCACCAGCAAGUCUGAAAGUCCACACCUCCAAGCUGGACGUGAGCAAUACUGCAGAAUCACUAGCCACGAUCAGUAGAGUGAAUAUUGACAUCCUACCUUCAGAAAGGAGGGACUCACUGAAAGAUGGCUUAGUUCGGGAGAAUGAGCUAGAAGGUAAAUGUGGUAUUUCUCAAGUGAAGGAGAAGCUGCAGGAUGGCACGAAGCCCAGCACUCACCCCAGAAACCUGAUUCCCACAUGGUCCUCUGGUGAUGUCGCUGGGGGAAGGAAUGACCGACUGAAUCCUCUGCAACCCCUAAACACAGACCAAAAGCCAAAAGACCAGGAUCAAGUUGCUGGUGAAUGUGUUCUAGAAAAACCAGACAGGACCAACCCAGGUUUACAGCCACACAGCUCCGGGUCUGAGCCUUCCCUCUCUCGACAACGACGACAGAAGAAAAGAGAACACCCUGAACACAGUGGGGAAAGGACACAGGUCAGCGGAGAUCUCUUUGAAUUCCAAGAGGCUCCUCCUCGACUUUUGCCUUCUCUUCCCACUAUUGGAAAAACGGAUAUCACAUUAUCACAAAAAGAUGCUGAAAAUCAAAGUAAAGUGGUCAUUGGGUCUACUGUGAGCUGUUCGAGCAGCAGGGAGGUGCCAUCAUCCAAGGAUCGACCAUUAUCAGCAAGAGAGAGGAGGCGACUAAAGCAGUCACAGGAAGAGGUGUUCCCCUCAGGCCCUUCAGUGAGGAGAGCUUCUCUGAGUGCAUCAGGACCAGGGAAACCACCAGAGGAAGGCCAGCCCACCCCUGGCCGAUGGUUGUCUUCUGACUGCUGUGCGACUCAGGAAAAGAAAGUCAUCCACUGUCUCUCUGAGGAUGAAUUAAGUUCUUCUACAAGUUCAACUGACAAAUCAGAUGGGGAUUCCAAAGAACAGAAAGGUCAUACAAAUGAAAUGAGUGACUUGGUCCAACUGAUGACUCAGACCCUAAAAUUAGACCCUAAGGAGAGCUGUGAAGAUCUCCUCGUUCCAGAUCCAGUGUCAGAAUUUAAACUUCAUCGGAAGUAUCGAGAUACGCUGAUACUUCAUGGGAAAGUUGCAGAAGAAGCUGAGGAACUCCAUUUUAAAGAGCUACCCUCUGCUAUCAUGCCAGGUUCUGAAAAGAUCAGAAGAAUAGUUGAAGUCUUGAGAACUGAUGUAAUCCAGGGCCUGGGGAUUCAACUUUUGGAGCAGGUGUAUGAUCUUUUGGAAGAGGAGGAUGAAGUGGAGAGAGAGGUACGUUUGCAGGAGCACAUGGGUGAAAAAUACACAACUUACAGUGUGAAAGCUCGCCAGUUGAAAUUUUUUGAAGAAAAUGUGAAUUUUUGAUAAUUUAUUCUAAUCUGCCAGAACUAAAGACCUAUUUUCAAAGGUUUUUGGCUUAAACAGAAACAAACCCAUAAUAAUGGCUGGAGGCCAUUCAACAUCCUUAUAUCUUUUUUUUUAACUGGGGAAAAAAUGGGAUGGAACAGAGUAAAAUGAAGCAAUGUCACAAAACAAAGGAAAAAAAUCUGUGGCUAAUCUUACUCUUGAUGAGGAAAAUCUGUUAUAAGACUUUUGUUUGGUUACUGUUUACUGAGCCUUAAACCACCAACUUUAUAUUUAGAAUUUUAUUUUUCUAAGGUACUAAUUAGUUUGAUACGUAAGGGCCAUAAAAUAUUGGAUUGGAAGUUUUAUAUUGCACUAUAGUGAUAAAAGUAAUAGGAUAAAUAAGUGACAUAUGUCUAGUGAUGCAAGUUGUCAUUAUUAAUAACCUUAGGUAGUAGUUGAAAAAUUAUUUUUUUAAGAAAAUCAAUUCAUGAUUCUGGGAGUAGAUACAAAGAAUAUGUAGUAUCUAGUAAUUGAGCAGUUCCUUUUUUAUAUAUUGAUGGAUGUUUAAUAAACCUUUUAUUUUCAUUUAA